This is a messenger RNA of Phycomyces blakesleeanus NRRL 1555(-), 1833 nucleotides long. RefSeq lists its product as hypothetical. The coding region runs from base 1 to 1833 and encodes 610 amino acids. The record is from RefSeq and is a predicted model, not a curated record. The transcript has 8 exons. NCBI's taxonomy places the organism in Eukaryota, Fungi, Mucoromycota, Mucoromycetes, Mucorales, Phycomycetaceae.
AUGUCAGAAAUAGCACAAGAGUUCGAUCCAGAGAAUUAUUCUUUUGUAAUCGGUAUAGAUUUCGGUACAACUUUCUCCGGAUGUUCUUUUGUUUUUACCGGAGAUGGUACAGAAGAAGUAGUUGACAUAACAGACUGGCCGAACCAUGGAAGUCAAUAUUCAAAAGUACCAACUGCCUUACUUUACCAAGACAGCGGCCAUAAUUUGAUAGCCUGGGGAGACGACGCAAUAAACGACCCUGAUCAAUCAGAUAACCCAGAAAGCUUUCUUGUAGAACGGUUCAAAUUAUUCUUGGACAAAAGUGUAGAAAGCAUGCCUGAACUUCCAUUUGACUUGACUGCUAUCCAAGUCAUCACAGACUAUUUAACAGCAUUCUACGAAUACACAAAGACAGUAUUCGAAGAGUCAUUUCCAGACCUCUACGAUCCUUCAAAAUGUAGAUAUUGUCUUACUGUGCCGACUAUAUGGAACGAUAUGGCCAAGGCGAUAAUGCGCAAAGCAGCUAUACAGUCCGGAAUAGUUGAUCCCUACGACCACCCAAAUCGAUUGAUGGUAACUAGUGAAUCAGAAUCGGCAGCACUCUACUGCGAAAAGUCCUUUCCUGGAUUCAAUCUUUCUCAUGGUGAUCAAUGGAUGUUGUGCGAUGCCGGAGGCGGAACUGUUGACUUAGUUGUAUACGCGGUGGAUGAAUCCUCAGGAGAGAGACAAUUGUGCGAAGUAACGAUGGCGUCUGGAAAGUCGUGCGGAUCGACUUUUUUGGAUGCAAAUAUGGAGAUACUAAUCAAAGAAAAAAUUGGGCAUCUUGUUGAACUGAAUGGAUCAAUGAUGCUUCAAUUAAUGCAUCAGUUUAUUGAGGAUAUGAAGCCCCAGUUUGAUAACGAAGAAGAUAUGUUCAUGCCUUUGCCAAGUUCUAUUCUGGAAGUUAUCGAAGACCUUGAUUCUGAGUCUGAAAUUGUAGACGGACAAUUGGUAUUCACAGCUAAUGAGCUUCGGGAACAGGUGUUUGAGCCAGUCGUUCUUCAGGUUAUUGAAUUAAUCGAAGAACAAUUCCAACAAUCGUCAAGCGAAAUCAAGGCCUUGUUUCUAGUAGGAGGUUUUGGACAAUCAAAAUACUUGUUCCAGCGUAUAGAGGAGGUAUUUGGUGACCGUUUAGAGUUUAUUCAUGUACCUCCACGUGGUGAUCUUGCAGUUGCGAGAGGUGCAGUAAUAUACGGACUCAAUCAGCAAAAGGUCACCAAACGAAUCCUUCGCCGAACUUAUGGGAUCUGGUCGGCAAUGAUGUUUGAUCCGGUGCUUGAUUCGCCCGAAGAUCAGAUUGUUGAUGGUGACGGGAUGUCUCUUUGCAAUAAUCGAUUCUUUGCAUUUGCCAAGAUGGGAGACGCAGUUGGAAUAGAUGAGUGCGUGUGCAGUGAAUUCAAAUGGUACAGAAGCGAAAGUCAAUCACUCCGGAUAUACACAUAUGGAAAUUAUGGAGAUGCUCCAAGAUAUAUAGAUGAUCCAGACAUUAAGCUUAUGUGCGCUUUUGACAUUGAUUUCCCACUUGACAUUGAGCGAAAUCAUGAGGAAGGUAUCCCGGCACUUGUAGGAAUAUACUUUGGAUCAACCGAAAUGCGGGUAGAAAUUACAAUCCAUGAUAGUAUGUUCACCUACACGUCUGCUUAUGACUGUCUUGAUAAUUCCUACGAAGUCGGAUACAGCGAAGUUCCUUUGAAAAGAAGUAGUAUGAGCUUAUUAGUAAAUAAGUAUAAGAUGUCGACAACAUAUAUCGAAAAUUUUGCUCGACUUCGAUCGUCGGUUGUACAUAAUUCCAAAAAACCGGUAGCAAACAUUUAA